AUGUACUCUUUUGCUUCCAUUUCUUACUUUUCUUCUCUCCCUCCUUCUUCUCUUGCCAUCGGCCGCCAUGUCUUGCCAUAUCCGGUGGGGGAACACGGCAUUGCUCGCUAUACCAUGUUACAUGGGCCAAGACAAUCGAGAUCGCGCCACCCACAUCAUGUGAUUAGUGUACAGUGGCGUGAUCUUCUAUCUCCACACGCCAAUACAUCACUAGGACGACCCAUUCGUGUCAAUAUCAAUAUCGAUCAAGACCUUAAACCAUGCGUGGAAGAUGAAAGAACAAUCAAAUUGCCUAAAUCGUAUGCCAUGAAUGGAGGAGAUGGAAAUUAUAGUUAUGCUCAAAACUCAUCUUACCAGAGGGGAGCCGUGGAUGCUGCAAAGGAACUCAUCAAGGAAGGAGUUGCAUCCAAACUUGACCUGAAACUACUUUCUUCAUCUUCCACCAUAAACCCAUUUCGCAUAGCAGAUUUUGGUUGUUCCACAGGACCCAAUACGCUUCUAGCAAUGCAGAUCAUACUUGAAGUAGUGGAGCAAAAAUUCAAAUCAGAAAACCAACAACCCAACUCAUCCCAGAAUUUCAGACGAUACCAUGCUGCCGGAGUAGCCGGCUCUUUCUACGACCGGUUAUUCCCAACGGCCUCCCUUCACUUUGCUUUCUCAUCUUCUUCACUGUCUUGGAUCUCUGAUUUGCCGGAGGAGAUUCUGGACAGUAAGUCUCCGGCAUGGAAUAAGGGAAGGAUUCACUAUACAGGGGGUAGAAAAGAAGUUUAUGAGGCUUAUACAGCUCAAUUUGCCAAAGAUUUGGAGACAUUCUUGAAUGCAAGGGCAGAAGAACUUGUGGUCGGAGGGCUGAUGGCUCUUCUGAUUCCUACUGUCCCUAAUGUUAUGAACUCUUCUGAAACUACAACCGAGUCAGAGAUUGAUCUUCUUGGAUCUUGCCUCAUGGACAUGGCCAAAAUGGUAAGAAAUGUUGAGAAAUUAUAA
Ilex paraguariensis (yerba mate) is the source of this 984-nucleotide messenger RNA. The record is from the annotation of a GenBank genome assembly. Lineage: Eukaryota; Viridiplantae; Streptophyta; Magnoliopsida; Aquifoliales; Aquifoliaceae.